This is a messenger RNA of Symbiodinium sp. CCMP2592, 630 nucleotides long. The record is from the annotation of a GenBank genome assembly. NCBI's taxonomy places the organism in Eukaryota, Dinophyceae, Suessiales, Symbiodiniaceae.
AUGGGUGUGGGCCAAUCGAAAUGUGCUGCCUGCUGUGGCGACAAAGACGAAGCAGGUAACGACGUUUCCAUUCAGCCACUUGAAGGGAGUGGUCUGGCGGGAACAGAGGAGGUUGCGGAAACGAAGCGUGCGCCGAGCGCAGAAGAAAACCCCAACAAGGCGAAAGCAAGUGAACAGGCAACACUGAACUUCAAAGAUGAUGCGACCUACACAGGAGGAGUCGUGGACGGCAAGCGUGACGGAUAUGGAGCAUACAAAAGUCCCACCGAGACGUACGAAGGUCAGUGGAAAGAUGACAAGCAGAAUGGAGAUGGCAAGCACACAUGGAGUGAUGGACGAUCAUACGAAGGCCAGUAUGUGAACGGACGUUUCUCCGGAAAGGGAAAGAUGGUUUGGAGGACAGACAAGGGCACUAUGAUCUACGAAGGAGACUACUUGGAUGAUGCUAAGCACGGCUCGGGCAAGUUCACGUGGCCAAAUGGAAACGUUUAUGAGGGCGGAUGGCAGAACGGAAAGCGACAUGGAAAGGCGACCUUCAUCACGUCCACUGGAAAGCAGAAGGUCGGCUUCUGGCACGACGACAAGUUUGUGAAGUGGGAAGGUGACGAUGCCGAACCUUCGCAAGCAUGA